This is a messenger RNA of Mastomys coucha (southern multimammate mouse), 1796 nucleotides long. RefSeq names its product FA core complex associated protein 24 (gene Faap24). Gene Ontology annotation, biological process: interstrand cross-link repair. The coding region runs from base 460 to 1125 and encodes 221 amino acids. NCBI's taxonomy places the organism in Eukaryota, Metazoa, Chordata, Mammalia, Rodentia, Muridae. The record is from RefSeq and is a predicted model, not a curated record. Gene Ontology annotation, cellular component: Fanconi anaemia nuclear complex. The transcript has 4 exons. Gene Ontology annotation, molecular function: chromatin binding.
CAGGGCCUCAGGUGAAGUCCGCAGAGGUUCUAGACCCAAGCGCAGUGAGCGAGCUUCCCUGCCUUUGUAGCCCUUUACAGGGACCGAAUAGAGGAGCCACUAAGGGAGGUUCUUACAGAGAGAGACGGAGUCGCUUAAAACAGAAAUCUUCCGGUUUUAGCUCCGGGUGGUGGCGCCUGGCUGUCAUUUUAUCACUUGGGCUGCUGAGUUCAAGUCCAGCUUGAGCGAGUAGUCAACUAUUAGUUCAGAGCCAAGCUUGAUAAUAAGGCUCAGUCUUAUUUUGAAAAUAAAUAAAUAAUAAAUAAAUUUCUUGAAUUCAGACUUCUGUUGAAGUAGUUCGAUGCCUGAAAAGCCACUCUACAGAUCGUGCCAAAGAGGUCCGGACUUGGUGCAGAACUGUGUGCAACAGCGCCUGCUCUAGUGAGAUCUUGCAUUUUCCUCAUUAGACCAAAACCGCGAAUGGAAAGGAACCCCUCUGAUGGUACAGGUCCAGUCCACGUGCCGUUGGGGCAUAUUGUGGCUAAUGAAAAAUGGCGUGGGUCCCAACUGGCUCAGGAGAUGCAAGGAAAAAUUAGACUCAUUUUUGAGGAGGGUCUGGCAUCAGCAGACUUUUACCUAUCUAGUAAAUCUUGCAUUCUCUAUGUCACUGAAGCAGAUUUGGUGGCCGGACAUGGCUACAGAAAGAGACUUGCUCGCUUUAGAAAUUCUGCACAUCUUCAAGGGAUUAUAAUAGUUGAAAAAACCCAGAUGAGUGAACAGUACUUCCCGGCCAUCCAGAAGUUCACUGUGCUAGACCUUGGGAUGGUGCUGCUCCCAGUGGCCAGCCAGUCGGAAGCAGCCUGCCUUAUUAUCCAGUUGGUUCAAGAGCAAACCAGAGAGCCCAGCAAGAACCCUUUCCUCAGGAAAAAGCGCUCCAGGCUCUCUGAGUUCUCCCUUGUUCAAACUGUGCAGCAGAUCCCAGGGGUUGGGAAGGUUAAGGCCCCCCUUCUGCUCCAGAAGUUUCCAAGCAUCCAGCAACUGAGUAACGCUUCCAUCCAAGAACUGGAGGAGGUCGUGGGGCGUGCGGUAGCACAGCAAAUCCACACCUUCUUCACCCAGCCUAAGCGACAGCAGCCCCGCAGCUGACUUUGCCUUCAGACUACAAACUACAGGGUCUGGUUUUCACAUUUAAAAAGAAGAAUAAUAAGAAAAAGUUCUCCUCUCAGUGGCAACAGGCUAAAGACAGCGAGACUCACGUGUCUCCCUCCUCAUUGUCUGUCCGAGCAGCGACCUGGUGGGGCUUGGAGGCCGACGGUGGCACUGGCCACUUUCUGCUAAGAUGAGGAGGAUCCUGCAGGGAUCACCCAGAGACUCAUUCUCAGCAGCAGCCAGCUAGAGUAGAUUUGUACAAAGCACUUUGUCCUGCCUCUGUCACUGAGAGGUCCUCUGAGGGUCCAGGUGGUGGAUGGGAGGGUCUAGCACCGAGUAGGGAGUGCCCCUGUUCCCAUUGCCAGAGCCACAGCUCAGGUCUUCUCCAUACACGUCAGGUACCUGUGCUCUGGAGUUUCUGCCAGGGUCAACAACCGCCUUUUCUCCCUCAUAGCCCCUUCCUCCCAUCUCAACACAAGAAUAUGAUUUUGUGCUUUGGAUGAUGUGGAAGAAGUAAUUAGGAUGAAAUAAACGGGAAAAAAAUGAACUCAAACAAUGAACAUGACUUUAAUUAAAUAUUUGUACAAACACAGCCCCAGGAAUAGUGGUCACACUUUCCUUAAGGUAUUUGUGUUCUCGAGAUAUUGCACAAUAAAAAAAUAUUUAAA